UUUGACCCCGUCCGCGGCGCCUGCGCAGAGGAGAGCUCCGGGGCGUUGCUGGGAGUCAGCUGCCAACUGCUACUGCGGGCAGCAGCCGACGCGGCGGCGGCUGCGCUGGCGCGGCUCGCGGCGGCCUUUCUCCUCGUGGCCCAGUCUCUCCUGCAGCUGCGUGACUGGCCCGCCUCCAUGCUCUGCUCCCCGUCCGACCUCCCCUCCCAGGGCUUCAGCUUCCAGCUGCCGCUGGCGGCGCGGGGUAACUGCACCUUCUACGAGAAAGUGAGGCUGGCCCAGGGCGACGGAGCACGGGGGCUGCUCUUCGUCAGCAAGGAGGCGCUGGUUCCCCCAGGAGGCAAUAAGUCGGAGCACGACGAGAUUGGCAUUCCCGUGGCCCUGCUCAGCUACAAGGACAAGCUGGACAUUUUCAAGAGUCUCGGCAGGGCCGUCAAGGCAGCGCCCCACGGCCCCGGGGAGCCCAUGCUGGACUACAACAUGAUCAUCAUCUUCGUCAUGGCCGUGGGCACCGUCGCCCUCGGGGGCUACUGGGCCGGGAGUCGGGACGUGAAGAAAAGGUACAUGAAGCAUAAGCGGGAUGACGGGCCUGAGAAGCAGGACGACGAGGCGGUGGACGUGACGCCCGCCAUGAUCUGCGUCUUCGUGGUCAUGUGCUGCUGCAUGCUGGUGCUGCUCUACUACUUCUACGACCAGCUCGUCUACGUGAUCAUUGGGAUCUUCUGCCUGGCCUCCGCCACCGGCCUCUAUAGCUGCCUGGCGCCCGUCAUCCAGAGGCUGCCCUUCUGCAAGUGCAGGGUCCCCAGCAACGGCCUGCCCUACUUCCACAAGCGCCCCCAGGUCCGCAUGCUGCUCCUGGCGCUGUUCUGUGUGGCUGUCAGCGUGCUGUGGGGAGUUUUCCGGAACGAGGACCAGUGGGCCUGGGUCCUGCAGGAUGCGCUGGGCAUUGCCUUCUGCCUCUACAUGUUGAAAACCAUCCGCCUGCCCACUUUCAAGGCUUGCACGCUGCUGCUGAUGGUGCUGUUCAUCUACGACGUCUUCUUUGUGUUCAUCACACCCUUCCUGACCAAGAGCGGCAACAGCAUCAUGGUGGAGGUGGCCACCGGGCCUUCCGACUCGGCCACUCGCGAGAAGCUCCCCAUGGUCCUGAAGGUGCCCCGGCUGAACGCCUCGCCCCUGGCCCUGUGCGACCGGCCCUUCUCCCUCCUGGGCUUUGGUGACAUCCUCGUCCCAGGGCUGCUGGUGGCCUACUGCCACAGGUUUGACAUCCAGGUGCAGUCCUCCAGGGUCUACUUCGUGGCCUGCACCAUUGCCUAUGGCAUCGGCCUCCUGGUGACCUUCAUGGCGCUGGCCCUCAUGCAGCGUGGUCAGCCUGCCCUCCUCUACCUGGUGCCCUGCACGCUGAUCACCAGCUUCGCCCUGGCGCUCUGGCGCAGAGAGCUGGGCAUGUUCUGGACGGGCAGCGGCUUUGCGAAGGACCUACCUCCGUCUCCAUGGGCCCCAGCCCCAGCGGAGGGCUCCCAGCCACCCAGAGACUCAGAUGUGCCCCCUUCCCAGCAGCCUCCAGGUGAAGAGCUCGUCAGGUCCCCUGUGUCUGAAGAGCAGCCCCCCGAACUGUCUGCCCCCGCAGAAUCAGGGACUGCAGCUCCCAGCCAGGAGCCUGUGAGCCCUGCCGGCCACAGCCCGGGAGCCUUGAGCCAGCCAGACACAGUCUAGGAGGGCAGCGCAGACCUGGCCCUCUGAGUGAGGGCCGCGGAGACCCAGCCUGGACCUGCUCGGCCCCUCCCCACGUGGUGCUCUGCCCUGGCCGGUGCUCGCCCAGGUCCUUGCCCCGCGCCCCCCCUUCCGGCCAGCACCUCUCCCUCCCCUGCCCUCUCCCCCUCUGCUCCGAGCCGGUUGCUGCAGCCCCUCCACUGGCCGCGGUCACGGGAGCGGUCACUGGAGCGCCGGCCCUGGCUCCACAGUCUUCCUUGCUGGGCCCUCACGGUGCCUAAGAAAGGGCCGGAAGCCAAGCCGCGGACUUGUCCACACUGGUGCUUCAGCUGCCUCCGAGGUCCCCAGGCGGCCUUCCCCAGGCGGCCUCAGCCAGUGGACCCCGCUGGAGCCCGGCCCGGCGAGUGCUGAGACUGGGACCCCUGCCUGGGGCUCGGCGGUCCCCUGGGGGACUCGGCCGGGAGGGGCCGCCGCCGGGCCGCACCGGAGGCCGGAGGGGCACGGAUGGGCAGGCCCGGCCCGGGCCCCGCGCCUGUCAACAGACGGCCAAGGCCUUCUGGCAUUUGGCUGUGUCGCCCCGGCCUGUGACCCGAAACGGUGGCCCGAGGCUGGAGGGCGCACCUGGGGGCCACGAGAGCCCCACAGGCCUUGGCAGCGCCGCUGUUUUGCCCUUGAGCUUGGAGGGCCUUGGGCCCCCCCACCGUCUGCACGCCGUGAGCCCCACGCCGUGAACCCCAUCUCUCGCAUGCGGCCCGUGGCCUCUGCGCACAGGUGGGCGAGCAUGCUUUGUAGUAACAACUCCGAGGCGCUUCUGGAUCGCAGGAGGACUUAGAGCUGCCCUCUGUCGUCUACCUCGCCGGCCGGCUCUGCGCGCCUGAGACUGACGCCUGGGAGAACUGCCGCAGGCCGGCGGCCCCGGGGCCGGCAGCCCGGCCCGUAGGCUUCAUCCCGCUGCAUGUGGCUCUGUGGUGCCAGUGUCACGGGAACCCUGGCGGCCGGCCCCGGUGUCGGCUCUGCAGCUGCUCCGUGCCGCCCACGCGGCCCCGGGCCCAGGACGACGCCCAGGCGAAGGCACAGACCCCGGCCUGCUCCCGCCCGGCCUCCCGCCGCCCCGCUCUGCGGCUCCAUCCUAGACUGCAGGCGCCGGCUUGAGCCUGUUCGUGCCAAGAAAUCCCAGUGCCCGGUUGGCCUCGCCUCUCGGGAGAUGCAGUCAGCCCAGAGGAAAAGCCGACUGCCACCUGCUUUCUGUGUGCUCAGAGGAGCUGAGGGCCCGGGAGGGAGCAGCUGCAGCUGUCAGCCCCAGCUGGACUCGGGCGGGGCCGGGCAGGCUGGGUGAGGGACCACGCACCCCACCCGUGGGCUGCACCUUGAGCCAUUUUCUAUGUUGGUGUCAGUGGGGGUCUCUUCUGUGUUGGAAGUUUGACAUGCCAAGGAAGUCGGAGGUGGGUGAGUUCCCGAAGUUUCCGUUGGUUUUGCUUUGCUUCUGUUGGACUCUUUUAAUUAAAUUGGGCUU
This is a messenger RNA of Condylura cristata (star-nosed mole), 3226 nucleotides long. It is a transcript of the gene SPPL2B, whose product is annotated as signal peptide peptidase like 2B. NCBI's taxonomy places the organism in Eukaryota, Metazoa, Chordata, Mammalia, Eulipotyphla, Talpidae. The transcript has 14 exons. Gene Ontology annotation, biological process: membrane protein proteolysis. Gene Ontology annotation, cellular component: Golgi-associated vesicle membrane; lysosomal membrane; cytoplasmic side of endoplasmic reticulum membrane. The annotation marks the transcript as partial. The record is from RefSeq and is a predicted model, not a curated record. Gene Ontology annotation, molecular function: aspartic endopeptidase activity, intramembrane cleaving.